Messenger RNA from Puntigrus tetrazona (Sumatra barb), 3019 nucleotides. It is a transcript of the gene draxina, whose product is annotated as dorsal inhibitory axon guidance protein a. Gene Ontology annotation, cellular component: extracellular region. The coding region runs from base 155 to 1267 and encodes 370 amino acids. Lineage: Eukaryota; Metazoa; Chordata; Actinopteri; Cypriniformes; Cyprinidae. The transcript has 7 exons. The record is from RefSeq and is a predicted model, not a curated record. Gene Ontology annotation, biological process: axon guidance; Wnt signaling pathway.
GGUAAUGAGCGUGUUUCUCUCAUCAUCACUGACAUCAGACUGCACAGCGGCGCGCAUUCAGGGAGCGCGCUCGCCCGAGACAGUUUAUCUGUGAUCCGCUUCUUCACUCGGCUGCUUCUCAACGAAAUAACAUACGGUGGCACUGUGUUUGAAGAUGGUGGCUCCCGUUGUCUGUCGCCUCUUGGCUGUGCUCCUCAUCACACUAUCCCACACUUCGUACAGCUCUGAGAUCCCAUCUGAAAAUAGCAAAAAGAGUGUGACCUGUUCUUCCACCUCUGAAUCCAAGCAAGAUCAUGACAUGGGACUUCUGGGUGGCAGCCAACGACGGAGACACUGGCCACGUAAAGACAGGGAUAGUAUUGGGCUCCACUCUCAAAGGCCACUGGAGGAUGAUGGGACAAGUCUGGAGGGUCUGAGCCCUGUAAGGCUGGAGAUGGGGCCUGGGGACAGUAUAACAACGGAGGUUCACAAGGAGGUGCAGGCUCCUGCUCAUAUGCUGCGGGGAAAUCAUCCACUGGAGGGAGAGUUCAAUCGUAAAGGCAGAAGACAUGGCCAUGGGCAUCAGGCUGAUCACAGAAAGCAGGGAGGCAAAAGAGACAAAGGUCGAGCUAAAGGGGAUCUCUAUGACCCUGAACCAGAAUUAGGCUCCUUGUUGAAGGAUAUGAACGCAUUUGAGGAUGGUUUUAACACCUCCCCGCCCAAUCACGACAAUGCCCCUCUCACUGAAGCUCCCUCCCCUCUCUUUCCCAUUUUGGUAACCACGGCAAUCAACGAGCAUCCCCCAACACUGUCCCCAGCCUCCACCAAACCCCAGGUACUCUGGCAAGCAGAAGCGCCCUUGAAUAUGAAGAAGUCGGGUCGAGGGAAGGCUCAAGGGGAGGUGAUGCCUACUCUGGACAUGGCCCUCUUUGACUGGACUGAUUAUGAGGAUAUGAAGCCUGUAGACACUUGGCCAUCCAGCAAAAGAAAAGAUAAACGUCGUGGCAAAAACAAGAGUAAUGGGAACACAACACUAGAUGCUGAUGUCAUUGACCCAUGUGACCAUCAUCUUGACUGCCUCCCUGGUUCCUGUUGUGACCUCAGAGAGCAUGAGUGCAAACCUCACAAUCGCGGCCUAAACAACAAGUGUUAUGAUGACUGCAUGUGUGAGGAGGGUCUGCGUUGUUAUGCUAAGUUCCACCGCAAGAGGAGGGUGACCCGAAGACGGGGCCGCUGUGUGGAGCCAGAAUCAGCCAACAGCAGCCAAGGAGCCUUCAUUACCAUCUGACAUAUAGAGAGAUACCCCAUGACUGAUGAUGGACUGAGCUUUGAAGAAUGUGGGUCAACGUUAACACAUCCUUAGCCUGCAGUAUAAAUGUAUAUACACUGUUCAUCUGCCUGUCAGGGUUGUGCACCAUUCAGAAUUCAAUUUACAAUGGUUUUUAAAUUCUUGAAUUUGAAUUGAGCUAGCAAUCAGUAUACAAAAUUGUCAUUUGAAACAGAAAGAAGAAUUGUACUUUUUAGUUUGAAUUAACCAUGAAUGUUGUCAUGUGCACAACAUAUGGGAUAUUUCUAGAAACACUAUAUUAAUAAUAAAAAUUUUAAAUACCACCUAUCAAAAUCAAAUUAGUUUUUGGAUCAAAGCCAACUAAUAUACCACUGAAUAUUACAUUUCUGUGGAUAAGCAUGUUAUAUUAUGUAAUUAGAUCAGCAUUUAUUUUUUUCUACAAUUUAAAAACAAUUUGUUUGUGAUGCAGAGUGCACAAUAUUAUAGCAUAACCUCAAAAUGAUUUUACCAUAACACAUGAUUUGUAAAUAAAUACAUUUUGACAUUGGCAUUGUAUGGCUUUUCUAAAGUAGUAAACUUGCUGAGUAUCUCACCUGGUACAGUACUGCAGAACUCUCGGCUAUAAGUUCAAUGAAAACAAGAUAAAACACAACCUUGGUUGGAAGUUAAACAGUGUACUCAAAUAUGUCUGUUUAAAGAAUAAUUAUUUAUGAGCAUCAGGGUUUAAAUAGACACAAUUAUACAACAAGUAUACACAAUUAUAGUUAAUACAUUGAUUAUGCAAUUAUUUAUGCUGUCAUAAAACUUAAAUUUUUAGUCAAUUCCUACUUCUGUUUUUGAGAUACAAGUUUAACUUUCUUACUUUCAAAUUCACACUUUUGAAUUUCAAGGAAGCUGAUUCUUAAAGUAUGAAUUUUGCCCAACCCUGCUGCUUGUCAAAUGUUACUUUUAAGUUUGAACAGAAUCGUUUGCGUCUGAAUUGAAGGCUUUUUCUACUGAUUAUUGUAAUACUACUGUCAAUAACUACUGCUACUCCUGUAUUAAUGGAUAUAGAUUUGUUUGGUUUAUUUGUAAUAUAUGUUUUAUUUAUUCAAGUUCCAAACAGCUUCUUUUAUUGAGAGAUGUUAUCAUGGAUAGGGAAUGUGCUCUUCUUUAAUGACUGUGUUCUGUCAGAAGGAUGGAUGGGUGAAUGAGUGAUUGUUACCUGUAAGGGUUAGAGGGAUACAGAUGGACAGAGGAGAUUAAGGGAGAGAUGGAUGACUUGUCAGUUUAAAUCAUUGAGCUUCUUUAUGGUCUGACACACAUCUGUGUCCCAUCACUGUCUUGUUUUAACUGUUUGUAUUAGACUUUUAUGUUAGUGGGGCUGUAGAUAUGCUUUAGUCUUUGUAAAGUUUUAUUUUAAUUUAAUUUUUUUCUGUCAACUUGUUUUAACUCAAAAUUUCUCAAGCUCCAUAAAUUGUCAAUUAUUUUUAACUGAUACAACAGAAAUAAACAUAACUAAGGAGACUAGGAUCCUAACCUUUUUUCCAGUCACAUAUGAUUUUGAGAAAUACUGUGAUAUAUUGUACAUAUUAUUGCAAAUUUUCAAGUUACAAAAAAAAACCUCCUGUACAAUUACAAAAGAAACAAUUCUGAACAGGUGACUGCUCUGAAAGAAAGUUAGCUGUGGGAUAAUGGACUUUGUGAUUAAAAAAAAAAUCACACUCUUAGGUCAACCAUAUAAAAUUUAAAAUAAAAAGUUUUAUCAAUGCA